AUGGUGCUCGCCAAAUCGAAGAAUGCCGUCGGGCUCGGCAACAGCCUCAUGAACGACCGCUUCGGCAAGGGCAAAAAGUCGAAUAUGCACCGUGGAAACGCACAGCCCAACGGAAUCAAGCGUACUGAUCAGUUCGGCAAUGAGUAUAUCACGAACGAGAAGAAGGAGGCCGACUAUGUCAAAAUGCGCUCGGUCACGGAGCAGGGCGCAUUGGACGAGUUCUUGUCCACUGCAGAGCUUGCGGGCACAGAUUUCACGGCAGAGAAGAUGAACAACGUCAAGAUCAUACACACCGACCAGAAGAACCCGUAUCUGCUGAGUAAGGAGGAGGAGAGAGGCGUGAUGAGGAAGCAAAAUGCGAAGAGAGCACGCUUGACAGUGCCAAGGAGACCGCAGUGGGAUGAGCACACGAGCGCGAGAGAGUUGGACGAGAAGGAGAGGGAGAGCUUGCUGGAGUGGAGGAGAGGGCUGGCUGAGCUGCAAGAGGUCGACGACCUACUCAUGACACCGUUCGAGCGCAACCUUGAAGUUUGGAGGCAGUUGUGGCGCGUGAUCGAGCGAUCAGACCUGGUCGUGCAGAUCGUGGACGCGAGGAACCCGCUAUUGUACCGCUGCGAGGAUCUGGAGCAAUACGUGAAAGAGCUAGAUGGUGGGAAGAAACGGAACUUGCUGCUCGUGAACAAGGCAGACAUGAUGACACUUGAGCAGAGGAGGAUAUGGGCAGAGUGGUUCACCGAGAGAGGUAUUGCCUUCCGAUUUUUCUCGGCCGAGCUGGCUAAGGAAAUGAACGAGGCAAGAGCAGAGCAGAGCACGAAUGCAUUUGGUGGGCUAGUAGAUGAGGCGGAUAGUGAUGAGGAUGAAGACGAGGACGAGGACAGUGAAGACGUCGAUGAAAGCGACAUCGAGGAAGAGAUUGAGCCUGUAGACGUUAUCGCAAAAGAGGCGAAGAAGAUCCAGAUCCAGGACGAAGAAGAGGACAGUGAUCACUACACAGACGAGGAAAGUGUUGACGUCGAGCCGAAUGCUGUACCCGACUCCGACCCCCAGCACCUCUCAAUUGAAGAGCAGACCCGCAUCCUCACAACAGACGACCUCGAAGCACUCUUCUUGGAACACUCACCUGCGGCGACAGGACCGUCUGAAGACGGCACAGCGACCAGAAAGACGAAUAUCGGACUGGUCGGUUAUCCCAACGUUGGUAAAUCAUCCACGAUCAACGCACUUCUCGGUGCGAAGAAAGUGUCCGUAUCUGCAACGCCCGGAAAGACGAAGCACUUCCAGACAAUUCAUCUCUCCGAACGAGUCUUACUAUGCGAUUGUCCUGGUCUCGUGUUUCCGAACUUCGCGACCACAAAAGCCGAGCUUGUUUGCGCUGGUGUUCUACCAAUCGAUCAGCUGCGUGAGAGCACUGGCCCAUCAGGCCUGAUAGCACAACGCAUUCCCAAGCACUUCCUGGAUGCUCUCUAUGGUAUGAAGAUCAUCAUACGACCCAUCGAGGAAGGCGGUACAGGUCACCCCACCGGCGAGGAAAUUCUACGAGCCUAUGCCAGGGCAAGAGGCUUCUGGACGCAAGGUCUUGGACAGCCAGAUGAGAGCCGAGCAGCGAGGACGAUCCUGAAAGACUACGUGAAGGGCAAACUUCUAUAUUGUCACCCUCCACCAGCCACACCGCCGAUUGACGGAAAGCACUUCAAUCGUGAACUUUACGAUCUCGCGCAUCUACCACAGAAGCGACGGGCACAUCUCGCUGCGUCAGAUGUAGCAUCUUUGGCAGGCACCGAGAACCCAUCACUCAUGGACGACGCCGAGUCUGACAUCCUCGCCAUGCCACAACAGACAGGCAGGAAAGGCGCAACGCUGGACAAGGCUUUCUUCGGUCCGGGCGGAGGCAGCGGGGUCGCAGCGCAGCCUUUCCACUACAAGUACAGCGAACAGGGCAAGCAGCUAACUGGAAGGAAGCUCAAGACGAUUUCGGCAUUGGAGAAGGGCGUAGAUCUCAGCGAGGUUAACACUCUGAACUCGAAGAAGCAUAAUAAGGCCAACAAGAGGCAGCAGAAGAAGGUUAGGUCGGCGGCUGUUAAGGAUUAUGAUGAUUAG
Fulvia fulva is the source of this 2097-nucleotide messenger RNA. RefSeq names its product Large subunit GTPase 1. NCBI's taxonomy places the organism in Eukaryota, Fungi, Ascomycota, Dothideomycetes, Mycosphaerellales, Mycosphaerellaceae. Bases 1 to 2097 code for a protein of 698 amino acids. The record is from RefSeq and is a predicted model, not a curated record. The transcript has a single exon. Gene Ontology annotation, biological process: ribosomal subunit export from nucleus. Gene Ontology annotation, cellular component: cytosol. Gene Ontology annotation, molecular function: GTPase activity; GTP binding.